AUGAACAAAGUAAAUAUUUUCAAGUUUACUUCAUAUUUACAAAUUUUCAUGAUCUUCUUUGUACUGGUUCUGUGUAUGAAUAAUAGUCAUGCAUUGACAAAUGAUAUUAAUGAUUCAGAAUUUUUUGAUAAUAGUGAAGAUGAAUUAGGAUUUCCUAUUAAUCAACAUAAUUCAGUUGAUAUGAAAAAAUUCAUUCCUGAAAAUAUUGCAUUAAGUCGAGAUAAUGUUUGGUCUCGUUUAUUUCACAGUGAAAUUAGUCAACCACGAAUUACAAGUCGUUCAAGUUAUCCAUCAAAAAAAUAUGGUCUUACGUUUCCAAAUGGUCGAACAUACAUUAUACCAUUUGAUAAACGUACAAUUCCAAUUAAACUUCAGAAAGCUUUUUUUGCUCAUGGAAUUGUAGGUCGAUGA
Messenger RNA from Rotaria sordida, 411 nucleotides. NCBI's taxonomy places the organism in Eukaryota, Metazoa, Rotifera, Eurotatoria, Philodinida, Philodinidae. The record is from the annotation of a GenBank genome assembly.